UCACGAUCGAUCUUCUCCUUCGCCGGUGGACUACAGUGCUCCGUCGGAUCAAAAAUAGCUGGAUCAAAAUAGCUGGAUCGUAAUCGGUUAGAGAUUUCUCCGAUCGUAUCUUUUUCUUCUUCAAUUUUUGUUUUGAUUUUCUGAAACUCCAGUGAUAGCCGAUCACAGUCUCUCUUACAAUGCUUGUGAAGAAGAGUUUCUCGGCGGCGGAGAUUCCUGCCGAGCAAGGGGAUGGUAGAGACCAACAACAACUCGACCGAUUUGACCCGGAAUCUGAAGAUAACGAACCAGAAGAUCUACAUGAGAAAAUGGUUGAGAGUAAAGACGAAGAAGAUUCUAAGGAGAAAAGUCCAUCCGGAGACAAAUCAGAACGCAACGAGCUUAAGCUCUUCGACGCCCAAGCUAAACUCAAGAGCUCCGCCUCUAGAAGAGAUUGCACUCUCACAGACCGGUAUACUUGGCUGGAGGAUACCUGCACUCUCACAGACCGGUAUACCUGCGCUCUCAUAGAACUUCGUCAUGGUUACUUGAGGUACCUGGUACUUCAACAUUCACAAUGUGAGGAUACUUCUUGUGUCAACUAGUACAUCCUAAAUGUUGUAUUUCAGUUUACCAUUUACCUAAAAGAUAUAUAUA
This is a messenger RNA of Raphanus sativus (radish), 636 nucleotides long. RefSeq lists its product as uncharacterized. Lineage: Eukaryota; Viridiplantae; Streptophyta; Magnoliopsida; Brassicales; Brassicaceae. The transcript is spliced from 3 exons. Bases 180 to 584 code for a protein of 134 amino acids. The record is from RefSeq and is a predicted model, not a curated record.